Aspergillus uvarum CBS 121591 is the source of this 1415-nucleotide messenger RNA. Its product is annotated as Saf4/Yju2 family protein. The transcript is spliced from 2 exons. Gene Ontology annotation, cellular component: post-mRNA release spliceosomal complex; U2-type spliceosomal complex. The coding region runs from base 1 to 1080 and encodes 359 amino acids. The record is from RefSeq and is a predicted model, not a curated record. NCBI's taxonomy places the organism in Eukaryota, Fungi, Ascomycota, Eurotiomycetes, Eurotiales, Aspergillaceae. Gene Ontology annotation, biological process: mRNA splicing, via spliceosome.
AUGCAAGGCUUCAGUAACUACGUCCCCCCCGACCAAGAAGGCACAACCACCGGCAACGCCCUGCACAAGAAACACCCACUGGGCGCACGCGCGCGCCACCUCAAAACCACCGGCAGCCUCAUCGUGCGCUUCGAGAUGCCCUUCGCCGUGUGGUGCACCACCUGCCAACCCCACGAGACCCUCAUCGGCCAGGGGGUGCGCUUCAACGCCGAGAAGAAACAAGUCGGGAAAUACUUCUCCACCCCGGUGUACAGCUUCCGGAUGAAGCAUGCCGCCUGCGGCGGGUGGAUCGAGAUCCGCACCGAUCCCCAGAAUACCGAGUAUGUGGUUGUGGAAGGGGGGCGGAGGAGGGAUCUGGGGAUUGCUGCGGGAGGCGGGGAUGGGGAGAUUGUGCUGCCGGGGCCGGGGCUUGGGUUGGCGCAGGUGGGAAAGAAGAUUCAUGGGGAGGUGGAUCCGUUUGCGAGGGUGGAGGGGAAGGUGGAGGACAAGCGACGGGGCGAGGGGGAGAGGGAGCGGAUUUUGGAGUUGCAGGUGCGGCAGGCAAGGGAUUGGGAGGAUCCGUAUGAGAACUCCAGGAAGUUGAGGAGGGGGUUUCGGGAGGAGAGGAAGGGGUUGGAGCGGAAGGAGGCUGAGACGCAGUCGUUGAGGGAUAAGUUGAGUCUCGGGAUUGAGGUCGUCGAUGAGACGGAGGGGGAUCGUGUGAGGGCCGGUUUGGUGGAGUUUGGGGAGCAGGGGAAUACGUCCACCAGGCUGAAGCCGCUGUUUGCGGCCGGCCCGCGGGCUCGAUCUACGGGCAAGGAGGGGGAUGCGCUGGAGUCGCGCAAGGCCUUGUUUCGCAGUGAGUUGAGGGGUAAUACUCGCGCGGCGGUGGAUCCGUUCCUCAGUAGUGAUUCGAGUGAGUGGCGUCCGGAGAGCAAGAGACGGAGGACUGUUGCGAAUAGUCGGCUUGCUGCUGAGGAGGCGGCGGCGGCGGCGAGAGAUAGCAGUGCCACGCCUGACAGUGAACCCGUGAGGACGGCAGAGACCACGCCGCCGCUGGCUUCGGCUGGGCUGGUAGAUUACGCGUCGGAUUCUGAUUGAUUCUACAUGGUGCAUAUGCUACAUUGGCGUUACUUGGUUGUUCGUGAUACCCUGGGUGGUUGUUGAUAUAUCUGGAUUACCAUAUUGAGUUUUAUGACUGCAUGGCUGCAUGCCUUCUACUCUGAAGAUUGCGAUGUGAGAAUGUGAGCAUCAUUGAUGCGUCGGGUAUAUGGUUGACAGUAGAACUUUUGCAGAUGGCCAGCUUACUUAGCCCAAGGGGCCUUGGUGAGCAUGUCCUCCUGGGCUGCCGGUCCAUCCGGAGCCGACCUUUGCUGGGCACUCGCCCACGGCGCUCGGGUAGGCGCCAUGGGUCCGGGGGGUAACCGUGAGGUAUC